Messenger RNA from Biomphalaria glabrata, 2856 nucleotides. RefSeq names its product heat shock 70 kDa protein 4-like. Gene Ontology annotation, cellular component: nucleus; cytosol. NCBI's taxonomy places the organism in Eukaryota, Metazoa, Mollusca, Gastropoda, Planorbidae. The coding region runs from base 193 to 2721 and encodes 842 amino acids. The record is from RefSeq and is a predicted model, not a curated record. Gene Ontology annotation, biological process: protein folding. The transcript has 18 exons. Gene Ontology annotation, molecular function: ATP-dependent protein folding chaperone; ATP binding.
UAACCUAAUUACUAACGGAGGCGUUGUGCUUGUCUACCGAUCCUGUUCACGUGUGUUCUAGAAAUUUCACACACAUCGGUAUCAACAAUUUUUACUAACCAGCCGGCAGUUUCAUUUGAUUCGUGCUACGGGAAACAUUAUUAUUCAUUGUAAACAACAUUGUGAUACACUUCAUAUUUCAAAUCUCUCAUAAUGUCUGUGGUGGGUAUAGACCUAGGCACAUAUUCUUGUUACAUAGGAGUAGCCAGAGCUGGUGGCAUUGAAACUAUUGCCAAUGAAUACAGUGAUCGAUGUACACCGUCCUACGUGUCACUUGGAGAUAAGUCUCGGGUGAUUGGUGUAGCUGCGAAACAACAGGCAGUCACAAAUUUCAAAAAUACCAUUUGCGGUUUCAAAAGAGUUCUGGGACGCAAAUUUGAUGACCCUGUGGUACAGACAGAGAUUCUGAAAAGUUUUAAACCCAAUUCUGUGGCAAAAGACAGCAAAGGAGAUGUCACAUUUCAGAUGAAUUACCUCGGUGAAAACCAAGAGUUCAGUGCCACACAGUUGACCAGCAUGCUACUUAACAAACUGAAAUUUACAGCGGAGGCUAACCUGAAAACUAAAGUAGUCGACGUCGUCGUCUCUGUCCCAGCAUUCUACACUGACAUUGAGAGGAGGGCGUUGUUGGAUGCAUGUCAGAUGUCUGGUUUGAACUGUCUCAGGAUUUUAAAUGAUACAACUGCUGUUGCACUGGCCUAUGGAAUAUACAAAACAGAUCUGCCAGCCGAAACAGAAAAACCUCGUAAUAUUGUGUUUGUUGACUUUGGGCAUUCAUCACUUCAAGUGUCUGCCUGUGCUUUUAACAAAGGGAAACUUAAGGUUUUAGCAACCGCCUUUGACAACCAGCUUGGUGGCAGAGAUUUAGAUGAGCUCAUCGUCAACUACAUGUGUGAAGAGUUUAAGAAACAUUACAAGAUUGACCCAAAGACUAAAGCCAAGGCCUACAUUCGACUGGCCCAAGAGUGUGAGAAGCUGAAGAAGCUAAUGAGUGCUAAUGUCCAGCCCAUUCCUUUGAAUAUUGAAUGUUUCAUGGAGGACAAAGAUGUGCACAGCAGCAUGGACAGAGCCCAGUUUGAAGAGUUGGCAGCUCCCUUAUUCCAAAGAUUAGAAGACACAUUGCAGGCUGUACUGGAUAGCGCAAAAUUAAAACCAUCAGACGUGGCUGCAGUUGAAAUUAUUGGUGGAUCAUCUCGUGUACCAGCAUUUAAAUCUAUAGUUCAGAAAGUCUUUAGCAAAGAGCCCAGUACCACCCUUAAUGCUGAUGAGGCAGUCGCACGUGGGUGUGCUUUAAUGUGUGCCAUCCUUUCACCUACAUUCCGAGUUAGAGAUUUUAACAUCACUGACACCCAGCCCUUCCCCAUAACUCUGUACUGGCAACCUCAAGGACAGAUGGACGAGGACAGUUCCCUGGAAGUGUUCCCACGAUUUCAUGCAGUCCCAUUUUCAAAAAUGUUGACUUUCUUCCGUAAAGAACCAUUUACCUUGACAGCUUCCUAUUCACCCAACAGUGGUGUCCCUUAUCCUAAUCUUGAAAUUGGAACAUUUAAGAUCAACAAUGUCGCACCCCAAGCAACCGGUGAGAGCUCUAAAGUGAAGGUAAAGGUCAGGAUCAACACCCAUGGUAUCUUCACGAUCGUCUCUGCCAGUAUGUAUGAGAAGUAUGAAGGCUCUGAUGAUACAGACGAUGUGAAGGACAGCAUGGAAGUGGACGAAGAUGGUAAAAAGAAAGAAAACAGUUCAGCGCCAGACUCAGUCAAUGGUGAACAGCCCAGUCCUACAGAGAUGGAUCAGUCGUCAUCCGGUGAGCAACAAAAUACUGAAGACAGUCAAGAAACGACAGACAAAACUGGAGAUAACCCAGAAAACAACAAGAAACCAGGCAACAAAAAGAACAAGAAAACAGUCAAGUCCAUCGACCUUCCCAUUGAAUCCCAUGUCCACCAACUUACAAAAGAGCAGUUGAAUCUCCUGAUGGAGAAAGAAAAUCAAAUGGUGAUGCAAGACAGAUUAGAGAAAGAGAGAGCAGACGCCAAGAACGCAGUGGAAGAAUAUGUGUAUGAGAUGAGAGAAAAAUUGUUUACAGUUUAUGAACCUUUUAUCACAGAAGAUGACCGCAGCCAAUUUUCUCUCAGGCUAGAAGAUACUGAGAACUGGUUGUACGAGGAAGGGGAAGACCAGCACAAGCAAGUUUACAUUGACAAGUUGAUGGACCUCAAGAAAUUGGGUCAACCAGUAGUGGACAGAAACAGAGAGGCCCAGGAAUGGCCAGUGGCUAGAGAUGAGAUGGGAUCAACUGUACAACAGAUUAAGAAAUUCUUGGACCAGUGGGCACAAAAGGAUGAGAAAUACGAUCAUAUAGAAAAGGCAGACGUAGAUAAAGUGGAGAAAUUGUUGACUGAGAAGUCGAACUGGUUUGGUCAGCGCCUGACACAGAUGGCUCAGCUUAAACCUCACGAGAACCCAGUGGUGCUAGCGGCUCAAGUCAGGGCCGAGAAACAGAUCUUAGAAAAUGUCUGUCAUCCAAUUAUGAACAAAGCCAAACCCAAGGUAGAUCCACCCAAAGAAGAGAAGAAAGACAAAAGUAGCAACAAGGCCGAGGGAGACCAAAACAACAGCAAAGAAGGAAGCACUCCACAGCAAGCUAGCAAAGAACCAGAACAAGAGAUGGAUGUGGAUUAACUCUGGGCAUUUCAAUGGAUGUGGAUCAAUGUGGACAUUGUUUGAAGCUAAAUUAUUUCCUUCACGUUACUCAUCUUGUGUUAUUAUUUGAUUGUUUAAAAAUUUUUUAAAAUAAUAAACCAUUUUAGUCUGUUU